Molecule: messenger RNA, 888 nt
Organism: Fonsecaea monophora
Lineage: Eukaryota; Fungi; Ascomycota; Eurotiomycetes; Chaetothyriales; Herpotrichiellaceae
Exons: 4
Coding region: 1-888 (295 amino acids)
Biological process (GO): transmembrane transport
Source: RefSeq, a predicted model, not a curated record
AUGACGGAAAAGCCUUUGGGCUUCGGCUACCAGAUCGGUGCCGGAGCCAUCGCCGGUGUCUCAGAGAUCCUCAUAAUGUACCCGUUGGAUGUGGUCAAGACAAGAGUAACGCCCGUCCCCGGCCAAGACUACUACACCGGCAUGUUCGACUGCCUGCGUAAGAUUGUCAAGAACGAAGGUCCCUCUCGGCUAUAUCGUGGCAUUGGCGCGCCCAUCAUGAUGGAGGCUCCCAAGCGAGCAACGAAGUUCGCCGCGAACGACUCCUGGGGUAUUUUCUACCGCAACCUCUUCGGUGUUGAAAAGGCCACCCAGCCGCUCGCUAUCCUGACCGGCGCAACCGCUGGCGCUACGGAGGCAUUUGUCGUGGUCCCUUUCGAACUGGUCAAGAUCAGAUUACAAGAUCGUGCAUCUGCUGGGAAGUAUAACGGAAUAGUGGACUGCGUUGUCAAGACCGUGAAAGCUGAGGGACCCUUGGCCCUCUACAACGGAUUGGAAUCAACUCUUUGGCGACACAUCCUCUGGAACGCCGGGUAUUUCGGCUGCAUCUUCCAAGUCAAAUCGCUCAUGCCCAAAGUCGACAAGGCCGAACGCGGAAAGGCGAUGCUGAAUGACUUCAUUUCUGGCACGAUCGGUGGCACUGUCGGUACGAUCCUUAACACUCCCAUGGACGUGGUCAAGUCGCGUAUCCAGAACUCGCCCAAGGUCCACGGACAGGUGCCCAAGUAUAACUGGGCCUGGCCUGGUCUGGGAACGAUCAUGAAGGAGGAAGGUGGUGCGGCGCUUUACAAGGGUUUCUUGCCCAAGGUUCUGAGACUGGGACCUGGUGGCGGAGUCUUGCUUGUUGUGUACACCGGUGUGAUGGACUGGUUCCGAAAGAUGGGCGCUUAA